This is a messenger RNA of Prorocentrum cordatum, 501 nucleotides long. The record is from the annotation of a GenBank genome assembly. NCBI's taxonomy places the organism in Eukaryota, Dinophyceae, Prorocentrales, Prorocentraceae.
AUGGCGGCUGGCGCGGCGCGGAAGCUCCGGCCGCGGCGGGCCGGGCUGGAGGUGCGGCCUCGCGGCCCCGCGAAGCGCGCGGCCGGCGCCAGCGGCGACGGGGACGUCGUCAUGGCUGCCGCCGGUAGAAAGGUGCGCAAGAGCAUCGGCAAGCGGAAGCGGGGCCAGGCCAAGGCGGCACCCGCCGCGGCGGCCGCGCCGGAGAGCAGGAGGGCCCGCCAGAGGCGGAUGGCCGCCCUCGGGGUCGAGCGGGCGGCCGCGGCCAAGGAGGCCCCGGACCAGCUGCAGCAGCGGCAGGCCGCGGAGUGGAAGGAGAUGAAGGCUGAGGUCGCCAGGCUGAAGAAGGAGAGGCACGGGCUGCCGAAGAAAGGCGGCAAGGAGCUGAGGGCCGCCGCGAACCAGAAAGUGCGGCAGCUGUGGGACGACAUGAAGAUCCGGCACGAGGCGGAGCGGGUGUCCGCCGGGCUGCCGCCUCAGCCGCCCGCCGGCGCGGCGCCGUGA